Molecule: messenger RNA, 1797 nt
Organism: Penicillium taxi
Lineage: Eukaryota; Fungi; Ascomycota; Eurotiomycetes; Eurotiales; Aspergillaceae
Exons: 4
Coding region: 1-1797 (598 amino acids)
Biological process (GO): negative regulation of silent mating-type cassette heterochromatin formation; negative regulation of rDNA heterochromatin formation
Cellular component (GO): Rpd3L complex; Rpd3L-Expanded complex
Source: RefSeq, a predicted model, not a curated record
AUGUCGCCUCGUCGCUCCUCGCGAGCUCGCACCACACAGCCCUCUCCUGCCCUCGUCCAACAAGCCAAUUCCUCCAGCUCCUCCACCUCCCUCACUCGUGAAAGAAGCACCCGUUCAAAUCAUAAAAAUCCCUCCUCACAGGGCUCCUCUGGCCAACGAUCUCAGUCGAUAGAUGAAACUGAAAACAGCUCGAGGGCCGACCUCCCACAGACGCGCCAGCGCCAGCGCGCUCGCGACGACGAUGACGAACCUCCCAGAGAAGAUGACGAUGAAGACCUGGACGAAGAUGAAGAAGAGGAAGUCACUCGUUGUCUCUGUGGACAGCAGGAAUACCCAGGCUUACCUCCGUCUCGCCGGGAGGCUCUCGGUCGCCCCGUUGUCAAGGCAGAGCCAAAUCAUCCCCCUGCUGAUUCAUCUGAUCUGCUCUCCGAUGACACUGGGAGCAUGUUCAUUCAAUGUGACUUGUGUAAAGUCUGGCAGCAUGGUGGCUGUGUGGGUAUAAUGGACGAAGAAACAAGCCCCGACGAAUAUUUCUGCGAAGGGUGUCGAAAGGAUUUGCACAGAAUUCGGGGUGAAUCAAAUGGACAACGUUCCUCCACAUACCUCCCCGUCGUUCCGUUGUCGACGCCCGCUCCAUCCUCCAGAGCCUCCUCCAAAGACAUUUCCGGGCGCUCCAGGGAUCAUAAGUCACGUCAUAGCGAUGCCGACUCGAUUCCCAAGCGGCGAUCGACAAUGAAUAGCCGCGAUGCCGCCUAUGACGAGGAAGAGCUCAUUCGCCGGGCCAUUGAAGAAAGCAAAGACGACACCAAAAGCAUACAAGAUGAUGUAUCUUCUCGACAAGCCAAACGCAGCCGAAGCGCCAGCGAAGUACAGGGCUCCAAACGACCGCGGACCACAUCACCAUCCCCCACAAAUGUCGUAAAAUCGAGUAUCCCCGCAUCCCAUCCCCCGUCCGACGAUGACUCCAACACCAAAGCCACCAACGGUACUCGCAAACAAAGAGGUAUUUCUCGAGGCCAGCGAGAGAUUGAGCCCACCAAGGAGCCAGCGGAGGCAGAGUCCGAAGCCCCCGAGACCGGGGCUCGUCGAAAAGAAAGAUUCAAUCGACGUACAGGCGAUGAAUCCGAGCAUGAAAUCCCAUCACCAACGAAGACGAUACCGAAUGAGCCUGAGCUAGUGCAGCCGAGUCCAAACACUCCUACUCCGCAAGAACCGGCUCCUGUUCGACCACCCACUCGUAAAUCAGGACGGCCACCUGCUCGCCGAGGUCGGGUUGGGCGCAAUCAAUAUACCAAAGACAGGGACACGAACGGCAAUGGCACAGAGUCACCCCGUCGUGGACAAUCGCACGACAUCGGUGGUGAAUCUCCAAGAGUUAACUAUAGUGGUAUGAACGGCGUUUAUGUAAACGGAGAUCAUGGGAGAGUCAGCAAGCCACGGUAUAUGCAUCCACAACGCACAACGAUGAACGAGAUGAAGCGGCGUGUAGCCGGCAUCUUGGAAUUCAUUUCUCGGAUGCAAGUGGACAUGGCCGUGGCGAGUGAGAGCAGUGCCACCCCCACCAACGAUGACCGCAGCCAAGGUCUUCUAUUGAAGACUAUGGUGGACCACAUUGAUAGCCUCAUGCCCUCGGCUAGCGAUGGCGAUGAAUCAGUUCGAGCAACAACCGACGGCGAUGGAGAUACAUUGAUGCACGAGAAAGACUUCAAGGAGCUCAGUAGCAUGGAGAUGAUGGACGUGCUCACUCGUCACCUUCUCAAAUGGCAGCAGGAAUAUGGCAAGAUCGGCGAACGGUAA